This is a messenger RNA of Castor canadensis (American beaver), 757 nucleotides long. NCBI's taxonomy places the organism in Eukaryota, Metazoa, Chordata, Mammalia, Rodentia, Castoridae. The record is from RefSeq and is a predicted model, not a curated record.
CCGUCUGAUUCCCACCGAGUUACGCCGAGAAGCUUUGGCCUUACAGGGGUCCCUGGAAUUCGAUGAUGCCGGUGGUGAAGGUGUAACAAGCCACGUAGAUGAUGAAUAUCGAUGGGCAGGGGUGGAGGAUCCCAAGGUCAUGAUCACUACCUCCCGAGACCCCAGUUCCCGCCUGAAGAUGUUUGCAAAGGAGCUGAAGCUGGUGUUCCCAGGUGCCCAGCGCAUGAACCGAGGCCAUCAUGAGGUGGGGGCCUUAGUGCGAGCUUGCAAAGCCAAUGGGGUCACCGACCUCUUGGUUGUCCAUGAGCAUCGAGGCACACCUGUGGGGCUUAUUGUCAGCCACCUGCCCUUUGGCCCUACUGCUUACUUCACACUCUGCAACGUGGUCAUGCGGCACGAUAUCCCCAACCUGGGCACCAUGUCUGAGGCUAAGCCUCACCUCAUCACACAUGGCUUUUCCUCGAGGCUGGGCAAGCGGGUCUCUGAUAUCCUCCGAUACCUGUUCCCUGUGCCCAAAGAUGAUAGUCACCGAGUCAUCACAUUUGCAAACCAGGAUGACUACAUCUCAUUCCUGCACCAUGUCUACAAAAAAACAGACCACCGAAAUGUGGAGCUGACCGAGGUCGGGCCUCGCUUUGAACUGAAGCUGUUCAUGAGCCUGGGCACACUGGAACAAGAGGCCACAGCAGAUGUGGAAUGGCGUUGGCACCCAUAUACCAACACUGCACGCAAGAGGGUCUUCCUGAGUGCUGAGUGA